Molecule: messenger RNA, 1869 nt
Organism: Cladophialophora psammophila CBS 110553
Lineage: Eukaryota; Fungi; Ascomycota; Eurotiomycetes; Chaetothyriales; Herpotrichiellaceae
Exons: 1
Coding region: 1-1869 (622 amino acids)
Biological process (GO): regulation of DNA-templated transcription
Molecular function (GO): zinc ion binding; DNA-binding transcription factor activity, RNA polymerase II-specific
Source: RefSeq, a predicted model, not a curated record
AUGCCGUCGACGCAACAAAUCAAGCAUCGUGCAUAUGCAAGGACUGGCUGCAAAACCUGCAAGUGUGUACCCUUGAGGGCCUAUCAAAUCCACAUUUCUAAUACACUUCCUGAUCGUGCUGUCCUUCCUUAUCCUUCGUACGCGAAUGUCGUGUUUGUAUACAUCACUAACAACAGCCGCAGGAUCCGCAAGGUCAAAUGUGACGAAUCGAAGCCGCAAUGUAAUCGAUGCCAACGAAGUGGUCGAAAUUGUGAUGGAUAUGUGGAUGUUGUCAUGCACCAUCAAAAUGUGAAAUCUUUCAAGUUCGUCAAUUACAUAAGCCACGGACCGUCGUUCUCUGCAUCUCUUUUCCUACAAGACACACGACAACGACAUGCUUUCGAAUUCUACCAGCUGCGAUCAUCUCUGGAACUUUCUGGCCCUUUCCUCGAAGAGAUAGAUGUUUGGAACAGGCUCGUGCUACAGGCUGCAUAUCAUGAAACAGCCAUCCGCCAUGCGGUCUGCGCUUUGGGGAGCUUUCACCAAGAAUAUGAAGAUGAGACGCUCUAUGCCUCUGGUUUUCUAAGGACAGGCCUAGAACAGUAUUCCUACGCACUCAAAGCUCUUGUCGCCGCAAAAGGAAGCUGGAGGUGCAUGGAGGUGACCUUAAUCGCUUGUAUCGUGUUCACAUUCUGCGAGCAUUUACAAGGACAUCUUGGCUCAGCUAAGGCUCAUGUGCACAGUGGCUUGAAGCUCCUCGACACCUAUGUAACAGUGUCUAGAGAAGUGAACCCAGCUGGGCCGACACACUCAGUUCACCGCCGACCAUACAUUCCGCUCACAAUGCUGAUCAUAUUGUUCAGACGCUUGGAUCGCCAGCUGGCAGAAUUCGGCCAACAGCCUGCGUGUACAGGUCACCAGUCUCUAAGAUUUCAGCCUCCAUACCUUCCAGAUCGGUUUCAGUCUGUAGCAGCUGCCACUGGAUCACUUGAAAACAUUGUCGAUCAGCUCAUUGGAGUUACACUGGAAGCUACAGUUAGACAACUGGAUAAGUGCUCUAGUGAGAUGGCUGCGUUGCGUGGAACCUGGUACAUACGACUUUCGCAACAGCUCGAUCAGUGGAAGAGGGCCUCCGACGGGCUUUUAUCUCUAUCCUCGGCAUGCAAUCAAGAUCGAGCGAACCACUCCAACGAAGCAGUCCUGAUUCUCCGUCUCUGGUAUCUUUCGUGCUGCCUCUUUCUACUGCUUGAUUCUCCGAAUGAGGUUAUGGAUUAUGAUGGAUGCAUGCCAAUAUUCCAGUCAAUGGUCGAUGUUGCUCAAGCCUUGCUGGAGGUUCAGAACAAAUGCCAACCUGAAUCGAUUAUACCAACCAUCCGGAAACGCAAGAAGGCAUCGACUCCGAUAAUUGAGGCAUUUAUGGUUCCCAACUCUAAAUAUGAAUUAUGUGGACUGCAAGAUUUUGAGAACGGAGACUUUGCCACAUUACGGCCCGUAUACUUCUCCCGUUUGCCAAAGUUGAACAAAGCCGUCUUUACAUGCACGGCUUUGUCCCCAGUCCCCCCGCUGUUCAUCGUCGUCACUCGGUGUCGUGAGCCAAAGUUACGACGUCAGGCACUGCAAAUUCUCUCCCAACUCAACCGGCGUGAUGGCUUUUGGGAUUCAACCCUGGCUGCCAUGUGUGCUGGAGCUCUACUGUACUCGGAGGAGCUAGACACGACCGAUUUGCACGCUCAGAGAGGGAAAGCCCAGGGUCUAGAGAAACCUGGAUCUGCAAAGCAAAUCCCCGUUGGUGCCCGAAUGCUAGGCGUUCGGCCACAGUUUGGCGAAGGAAGAUUGCUGACUUUUGAGUUUGUAAAGGCGCAGCCGCGGCUUGAGGCCCUGCGAUGUUGA